GGUUUGAAAAGCAGCCAGAGGAGGGUGGGGAGCGAGAUCCCAAGGACAUUCCUCCUGUCUCCUCCUCCUCUGCUGCCAGGAGCGACUGUGCGGCCGCCCCAGCCUCGGAUCAGGAUGCUGGUGCCGCUGCUGCUGCUGCUGCUGGCGGAGCUGCUGGUGCCGGCGCCUGCUCAGAAGCUGUCGGCGCUCACGUUUUUACGAGUGGACCAAGACAAAGACAGAGAAUGCAGCCUGGAGUGUGCAGGAUCCCCUCAGAAGUCAGUCUGUGCUUCGGAUGGAAGGACUUUCCUUUCUCGGUGUGAAUUUCAACGAGCAAAAUGCAAAGAUCCUCAGCUGGAAAUUGCUUACAGGGGCAACUGCAAAGAUGUUUCCAGGUGUGUGGCUGAGAGGAAGUACACCCAGGAACAAGCCCGCAAGGAGUUACAGCAAGUGUUUAUUCCAGAGUGCAAUGAUGAUGGCACAUACAGCCAGGUUCAGUGCCAUAGUUACACCGGAUACUGUUGGUGUGUCACACCCAAUGGGCGUCCAAUCAGUGGAACAGCUGUAGCACAUAAAACUCCACGAUGCCCAGGUUCUGUAACUGACAAAUUGCCACCACGAGAAGGUGCGGGAAAAACAGAUGAUGCCUCAGCUCCCGCGCUGGAGACUCAGCCUCAAGGUGAUGAAGAAGAUAUAGCUUCUCGUUACCCUACAUUAUGGACUGAGCAAGUAAAGAGUAGACAAAACAAAACUAAUAAAAGCACAGCCUCAUCCUGUGAUCAAGAGCUUCAGUCAGCACUGGAGGAAGCUAAACAACCCCAGAAAGACAAUGUGUUUAUUCCAGAGUGUGCCCAGGGUGGCCUUUACAAGCCUGUGCAAUGUCAUCCUUCCACGGGAUAUUGCUGGUGUGUUCUUGUGGACACAGGGCGUCCUAUCCCUGGUACAUCAACAAGGUAUGAACAACCUCAGUGUGAUAACACUGCCAGAGCACAUCCAACCAAAACAAAGGAUUUGUACAAGGGACGCCAGCUUCAAGGUUGUCCAGGGGCCAAGAAGAACGAGUUCCUGACCAGUGUUCUAGAUGCACUUUCCACAGAUAUGGUACACGCAGUCUCUGAUCCAUCAUUGUCUUCUAGCAGGGUUUCAGAACCUGAUCCGAAUCACACUCUGGAAGAGAGGGUUGUCCACUGGUAUUUCAAGCAACUUGAUAAAAAUUCCAGUGGUGACAUUGGAAAGAAGGAAAUCAAGCCAUUUAAGAGAUUUCUGCGAAAGAAGUCAAAACCAAAAAAAUGUGUGAAGAAGUUUGUGGAAUACUGUGAUGUGAACAAUGACAAAUCUCUGUCAGUUCAUGAACUAAUGGGCUGCCUGGGAGUAACAAAAGAAGAAGGUAAAGCAGAUACAAAGAAACGCCAUACCCCUAAAUCUAAUGCUGAAAGCACUUCUUCCAACAGGCAGCAGGCUUCUAAGAAGCAAGGAUGAACAGUUUACAUAUCCAAGGCAGAUCCCUUUGACAUGUGGGAGAUUUCCUCACCAAAAGGCAAUAAAAACAACCGUAGUAUUUGCACUUUGUACUUUAAAAUGUAAAUUCACUUUGUAGAAAUAAAAUAUUUAAACAGACUUUUUUUUUUAAUCUGUGAAAAUGUAAAAGCUAGUUUUGAAAAAUUAUCACAUACAAUGUAUGUGCCUUCCUUUGUUGUCUGAAACCUGUACGUGUUGGAGAUGUAAAAGUUUGCAUUUUAACCUUUUUUAUUUUAAAAAAAAAAUAGCUUUCUGGCAAACAUUGCAAUAGAAACCUGAACUCUAACUAAUUUGGUUUCAGUCAUAUGCCUUGUUUUUCCUAACCAGUACAGUCAUUUAAGUGUAGUUAUACUUAAAAAUCUACUGUAUUCACAAUUUUGUCCAAGCAAUGUUGGAGGUUUGAUGUUUCCAAGGCUAAGGAAAGUGCGUAAAUUGCUGCUGACUUAUUUUUGCAGCUUCCAAGUAAAUGGAUUCUUCACUGUUGGUGAUGUUUUAUUUUGUCUUGUUCUUCUUGUUAUUGUGGCUUCCAAAGAUCAUGUAAUAAAAAUGCAACCACUAAUAGAUUCAAACAGUUCUUCUAUGGUUAAGUCUCUUGUAGAAAAAAAAAAGUUUUUUCAUCUGUUUCUGAGGUGCCUUCCUUUAUAGGUUUUGUUAGGGGUUUUUGUUUAGUUAUGGUUUUGUUUGAAUGAUUAACAAAACAAACUGAGAAGGAAUAGGAUAGAUUAUUGUGUCAUUCAAAUUCAGCUCUACUGAGCCUGAGAUGAUGUUCCUGCAAUCAGCAUAAAGCACUAAAGGGGCAUAUUUGUUCAGGAUUGUAAAUCUAAUUAUGAAGAGACAAGAAAAGUUAAACAGAUUUGUCUGCCUUUUCUUUCCCCUACACCUGGCUGAGCUCCCAUCUGCUCCUUGGGAUGCCCCAGGGUCUACUAGAAGGUAAAGCUAUCAUGGAACAAAUUAUGAACAGUUGCCAUAAGGAGGUGCAGUCAGCAUAACCCCUGCCUUGGGCAUUGUUUUUGCUGUCUGGGAGAAGUUUCUACACGUUUUCAUACCUUCUCUGUUAUUUUUUCCUUUUUUUUUUUUUUUUUUUUUGUGUGGAGUGCCUUAAGGGAACAUCAGCUUGCAGCUGUGAGCUUCAUAGCAGGGGACUUAAAUAAAAGGUUCAGCCCUUGAACACAAAUGAAUUAUAAGCAGUUAAACAGAUCAAUGCAGUGACAAAUACUCUGCUGGUAUUUAAAGCUGUCGUAUGUGAAGGGGAUGUUACAGUGAGCAGCAAUGUUAUUCCAUUUGCUUAAAAUAAUGUGUGGGACCUGAUAUGUGAAGAAUGAGUAGACUUACUAAUCAUAAUGGUGUCCUGGAUCAAACUCAUACCUAGGAAAUCUUUGUUGCAAAUAAGAAUUAUUCAUUUAAAUGCCACACACACUAUCGUGCUGUUAGAAGACUGCAUAUGCAUUGGAAUUGUACAAAAAGGAAUUUAGUACUCUAAGCUUUAGCAGGGUGGGGCAGGAACCAAGAUGCAGAUGUUAUCUUUGUAAAAGCAUUUUUGAUUCAAAAUUAAUUUGAUAUCUUUUUGCAGUGCUAAUCUUUGAAUUUAUUCAUCUUCUUAGAUUAAAGCUCAGUA
Messenger RNA from Alligator sinensis (Chinese alligator), 3112 nucleotides. It is a transcript of the gene SMOC2, whose product is annotated as SPARC related modular calcium binding 2. The coding region runs from base 115 to 1458 and encodes 447 amino acids. The transcript has 13 exons. Gene Ontology annotation, biological process: extracellular matrix organization. Gene Ontology annotation, cellular component: basement membrane. NCBI's taxonomy places the organism in Eukaryota, Metazoa, Chordata, Crocodylia, Alligatoridae. The record is from RefSeq and is a predicted model, not a curated record. Gene Ontology annotation, molecular function: protein binding; extracellular matrix binding; heparin binding.